GGAAAAGAAAGAGAAAAGAGAAAGCGAACAACGGUAUAGAUCAAGAAAAGAAAUAGUUCAAGAGGCAAUUUCUGAUCUUCUUUGCAGCAGUUACAAACCUAGUUAAUACUGUUUCCACCCCCCCAGAUUACAUCAUCAUGGUUCUCUUCUUCCCAGAAACAGCCCUUUUAAAUCAGUAAAUCCCAAAAUCGCCUGUUCACUUUUAUCUGCUUUCAGCAAAAACCCCCUAAAGAGUUUCCAGGCUUUUAUAAAUUUUAAUUAUUGUUUCUUCCCUAAUCAAACACGUCAGCUGAGCCAUUUCUGCAAGUUCGGCCGUAGCGCCUUCACGAUCCACUCUCCCAUUGUGGAUAUUUCUGAAUUUUUCCAUCUUGGUGCAUCGAAUAGCCUCAUGGCAGUUCCUCUGUAGAAAACCAAUCGUCCGGGAACGAAAACUGGUGCCUUUUCAUCAAAGCUGCUGGUCGGAAAAGGGGCUAUCAGAUUCCUCCUGGUUUUCGGGGAAAAGGUCUCUUUUGGGGGAGCGUAGCGUUGGAAAGGUGGAUUUUGGAACUUCGGUUCCACUUUCGCUUCAAAAUGCACGGAGAGAAGCUCGGUUUGGCUUCUAGGAAGGGAUGGUACGAAUCAGAGGGUUUAGAUUUCCUUCAUUUACAAUCUCGUUCUCUUUUUUCUUCUUCUGAGGACCCGGGCAUAGUUGAGCACAGGCCGAAAACAGACUAUGCUACUCUGGAUGUAUAUAAUCCUUUUGACAACUCGGGGCUUCCCCCGCCGUACAAGCCCUCGACCUCUGUUCCCACCGUCCCAUCCGUGCCUGCAGCUUCUGUCUCAGAGGUCCCCAAGAAGCCAAUAUCCGCAGAGCCCAGGAAUUACGGCUCGUACGGGACCCAGGAGGCCUCCACUGCAGCUACUGCUGAACUCUUGAAACGCCAGGAAGAGCUGAAUCGGAAAGCCGAGGAGCUGGACCGAAGGGAGCGAGAGUUGCAGAACGCCGUUCUUGGCGGUGGGGCAGCCAGGCAGAACAAUUGGCCGCCGCUGCCCUCCAUAUGCCCCGUGAAGCCCUGUUUUUAUCAGGAUGUUUCUGUAGAGAUUCCCGUGGAGUUUCAAAGGACAGUCAACAUCAUGUACUACCUCUGGAUGGCCAGCACUGUGACUUUAUUCUUCAAUUUCCUGGCCUGUCUGGCCUGGUUCUGCGUAGACAACUCAGGCGGUUCAGGUUUCGGUCUCUCCAUCCUCUGGGCCCUGAUUUUCACACCCUGCUCCUUCCUUUGCUGGUUUCGGCCCAUGUACAAAGCCUUCCGGAGCGACAGCUCUUUCAACUUCUUCAUCUUCUUCUUCAUCUUCUUCGCCCAGGACGUGAUGUAUGUCGUGCAGGCCAUCGGGAUCCCAGGUUCGGGCUUCAGUGGUUGGGUGCUCAGCUUCGGAGCCCUGAGGGACCACCCUGGCGUGGGCAUUUUCAUGAUUCUAGUAGCCACGUCGUUCACAGCAGUGGCCGCACUGGGCAUCUUCAUGCUGAAACGGAUCCACUCCCUCUACCGCAGCACGGGGGCCAGCUUCCAAAAAGCUCAGGCCGAAUUUGCCGCCGGCGUUUUCUCCAACCAGGCCGUCCGCACAGCGGCCGCCAACGCCGCCGCCGGGGCGGCCACCAACACGUUCCAGGGCCCCUAAAGAAGCUGUGGCGCGUGGGUUGCAAAAAUUGGUCCUCCGGCUUCUUCUCACUGGGGCACCUUCCGCUGAACCCCACCCCUGGGUGCCCCACGCUGCCCUCCCCACCUUGAACUCCUUCCUUUGCUGGUUUGAGAAGCUUCUGCUGCGCGACCUCAUCAGGGACUCGGUGCUCGCGACGGACCCCCCCGGCCGUGGGGACUCUGGCCCGCCUGGGGCUGAAGAUCCCGACCUUGGAAAGCUGCUUGAAUCUUUUCUCCCUCCAUCGGGGAGCUACGGAGGACGGAAACCCUGUUUUCCUCUCCCUGCGACUUCUCCAAUUCACGCAGCCCGGAAGGAGCAGGGGCCUUUCCUUCCCUUCCCCAUCCUGGCCCCCCCCCAGGAAAUUUGGCCUAGGUGUCUCUGCCUUUGUGUCCUCCGCCCCCCCCCCCCGUUGGCGCUGAUCUUCCCUGCGUUAAUUUAGGCUGGAUGGCUCCUUGGCCCCCUGCUGCAGCAAAGCCCCCGUCUCCUGCCAAUUUCCUGAGCCCAGCGCGACCCAUUUGUUUCUCCCAUUAAGAGGUUCACCCCCCCUCCUUUCUUUUACUUCGAUCGCUUCUGCCAGUGCUGGCCACUGGGAGAUCAGUUCAGUUUCUGCCGUUUUAUUAGCAACAGGAAUGGUUUUAUUUGGCCCGAAAGCCCGCUGUGGCCAUCUCUGGCCCCUUCUGUUUUCUGGCUGCGGGGGGUGAACCUCCAAGCCUUGGUCCUUCCCCCACCCCUCUCUUUUCCACGCAGCCCAGGCGGAGCGAAAGGGCACUUUGGCGGGCGGCUUUGCUCCUCUGAUCACCCUCGAGCCUGGGAAAUGGGGCUGCUCGAGGUGGGGGGGAGGAGGGAGGGCCGAGUGAUGCACCCCACUUUAAUUUUGCACCGUAUUGCAGCCCUGGGUGGAUUUAAGUGCUGAUUGGUUUUUCCCAAAUUCCACCUUCUGCCCCGUGUCUUUUUUGCCCUCCCUGUGGCUGGCUCCACGUUUCUCCCUCGCCAUCGCCCUUCCUUUCUUCUCCGCCUCAUUUUAUUUCCCUCACCCCCAAACCCAUCUGACUGCCCCCCUGUUUCCCCCCCCCUUGUUGGUAUCUGAAGUUUCAGACCCUCUACUGUUUUCCCAACAUUUCCCCCUCUUCUGUAAUAUCCUCCUCCCUCUCCCUGCCCAGGAUCCGUGGGGUGGCCCCGUUGUUCUCCGUGCGUCUAUCAGUGUGCGUUGAUCCCCCCCCCAGAUAUUAUUAUUGUCAUUAUGAUUUUGCUGUGCCAAAUGCAAAACGGACGGUGGAACUUUAUUUAAGGAAUAAACUACAUUUUAUCUC
Messenger RNA from Python bivittatus (Burmese python), 2990 nucleotides. NCBI's taxonomy places the organism in Eukaryota, Metazoa, Chordata, Lepidosauria, Squamata, Pythonidae. The record is from RefSeq and is a predicted model, not a curated record.